Messenger RNA from Pistacia vera, 2668 nucleotides. Its product is annotated as two-component response regulator-like APRR7. Gene Ontology annotation, molecular function: protein binding. Gene Ontology annotation, biological process: regulation of flower development; cytokinin-activated signaling pathway; phosphorelay signal transduction system. The transcript has 9 exons. Bases 284 to 2482 code for a protein of 732 amino acids. The record is from RefSeq and is a predicted model, not a curated record. Gene Ontology annotation, cellular component: nucleus. NCBI's taxonomy places the organism in Eukaryota, Viridiplantae, Streptophyta, Magnoliopsida, Sapindales, Anacardiaceae.
CUGGCCUUGCUGUUUCUCAACUGGUCAAAAAGCCUUUUUCUCUGUUAUGUUAUAAUAAUUAAAACAAAACCCUAAAAAAGUAAAAUGUCCUUAUUUUAAUUUUAAUUUCGCUCUCUGAAACUUGAAUUUCUGAGAAUUUUGGCGUCUGCUUCCCGUUCGAAUGAAGUUUAUCAUAGGUUCUCCACUUCUGUAGGAUUUGCAAGCUCUCUUGUGGAACAAAGGAGGUUAUCUCACCAAUUCUAUUUACCAACUUCCACAUCAUUGGUCUGUAUGAGUCUGGUUGAUGGAGUUAAUUCAGAUGAAUGAUAAUGGCCCCAUGACCAAUGGGUUGGCGGAAUUAAAUCAUUGUAUUCGAGAUGAGCGCAAGGAAAUAAGGGAUGGGGUUGCGGGUGAGGGGCAGGGGCUCUCAGAGGAAGAUGAAUCAGGAAUCAAUGAGGAUUUGGAAGAUGUCAAUGAUGGGUGGGUGGAAGCUGUUCAGGCACAUGCGCAGGCUGUCCUGCAGAGGCCACAGCAACAGCCUCAGGGGCCUCUUGUUUGCUGGGAGAGGUUUCUGCCUCUCAGGUCACUUAAGGUUCUACUUGUGGAAAAUGAUGAUUCAACUCGCUGUGUUGUUUGUGCAUUACUUCGGAAUUGUGGCUAUGAAGUUGUUGCUGUAGAAAAUGGCCUAGAAGCUUGGAAAAUCUUAGAAGAUCUAACCAAUCAAAUUGACCUCAUCUUAACUGAGGUAGUCAUGCCUUGUCUAUCGGGCAUUGGCCUUUUGCACAAGAUUAUGAGCCACAAAACUUGCAAGAAUAUUCCAGUGAUUAUGAUGUCAUCUAAUGAUUCUAUGAGUGUAGUCUUUAAGUGUUUAUCCAAGGGUGCAGUUCACUUUUUAGGGAAGCCUAUUCGAAAGAAUGAGCUCCAGAACUUUUGGCAGCAUGUUUGGAGGAAAUGCCAGAGUUCUAGUGGCAGUGGGACUGAAAGUGGUAUAAUGACUGAAAAAUCAACCAAGUCGAAAAAUGCUGAAGAGUCGGAUAACAACUCUGGCAGCUACGGUGAAAAUGAUAUAGGAAGCAUUGGUUUAAAUAUUCGGGAUGGAAGUGAUAAUGGAAGUGGCAACCAGAGCUCAAGGAUGAAGGGGGCAGCAGAAGUUGAAAGCCUCAAACCCAUGUCACCAGGGGACCAAUUAGCUGAUCCUCUUGAUCGCACUUGUGCCCAGGUUAUUCUUUCAAGGCCUGAAGCAUUUGGCAACAGCUGGGUGCCUACGACCACAACAAGAGAACACGAAAAGCAGGAUGAUGAACAUGACCAUAUUGUGAUGGGCAAAGACCUGGAGCUUGGAGUACCCAGAAUACCAAAUUUGCAGCUUGAGGACCCAACUGGAAAGGAACUGAACAACAUUGCAAGCAUUAACAAAGAAAAAAUUUCUGAAAUGAAUUAUAAGAAGGAUGAUGAGCAACAAAAAAAAAAUCAACUUGAGCUCAACUGUAAGAAACCCAAUGGUGAUUUGAGAAACCAAGUUGCUGAUCAAAUGGGUGUCAUCACUAACAGUAUUGAUUCUACAAUUGAAGAUGUAGUUUUUGACAUCACAAAUGGCCUCUUUAAGGUCUCUGGCAUGAAAGAAAAGGCCAUCUAUGAACAUAACGAAUUACCUGGCCUUGAGCUUAGUUUGAAGAGACGGAGAGAUACAGGAGAUACUGAAACUGGUCUGCAUGAACGAAAUGUUUUAAGACAUUCAGAUGAGCACUCAGCCUUCUCAAGAUAUACUUCUGCUUCAACCGCUAAUCAGGUUCCCACCGGAAAUGUAGGUAGCAAUUCUCUACUUGAUAACAGCUCAGAGGCAGCAAAAACAGAAUCAAUCCAAGUGCAGCACCACCAUCACCUCCACCAUGUCCAUAAUAUGCUCCAACAGCAGCUAGCCAACCAAGAUGAUUCGUUGUUGAAAACCAUGGCAACAGCAGCAGCUCCCCAGUGUGGUUCAUCCAAUGGUUUGAGUGCACCCAUUGAAGGCAAUACUGGUAAUCACAGUUUGAAUGGGAGCACCUCAGGAAGUAACCACGGAAGCAAUGGACAGAAUGGGAGCACCUCGGGAAGUAACCACGGAAGCAAUGGACAGAAUGGGAGCACCUCGGGAAGUAACCACGGAAGCAAUGGACAGAAUGGGAGCACCUCAGGAAGUUACCAUGGAAGCAAUGGACAGAAUGGGAGCAGCCUUGUUGUAAAUGCCAGAGGAAUAAAUGUUGAAAGCGAUAAUGGCUUAGCUGCAGAAAGUGGAGCUUCUGGUGGCAUUGGAUAUGCUAGCAGUAGUGGAGUUGAGAAAAACCGAUUUGCACAAAGAGAGGCUGUUUUGAACAAAUUUCGCCAGAAGAGAAAAAAGAGAUGCUUUGAAAAGAAGGUGCGAUACCAUAGCAGGAAGAAAAUGGCAGAGCAAAGACCGAGGGUUCGAGGACAAUUUGUGAAACAGGUGUUGCUUGAAAACAAGUACAACGAUGCAGAUAGCUAACCUUCCAUUCCCUGAUGAUACGUGUGGAUUUUUGUACUUAAGAUUGGCAGCAAUUGUGGAUAUGGGAGGCUGCAUUUAUUUGCCGUAGUGCAGCAUAUCAACUUAAUUCUAUGUGCAAGGGCUCUAGAAAGACACCUUCAACUGUAUUUUAUUAUAAUUAAAGACUACGAUGGUACUGUGAUGAAC